AUGCAGCCAGCGUCCUUCGACGUAUUAUCGGAUGAUGCAUAUCAGGAACGGGUCUGGGAUACCCCGCAAAUCGGACAAUCACGCCAGAAACCAACUUUUGCCUGUAGUUGGCCAGGAUGUGGGCGCGUAUACGGAAAACGAGAGCAUCUCCAGCGCCAUGAGCGCGGCCAUGCCGGCGAUGUGAAAUACGAGUGUCCAGUAUGUAAAAAGCGAUUUGUUCGAAGAGAUGUAAUGACUCGACAUCUUUCUCUACACGGGUCUAGAGUGAAAGUUCCACGCAAAGUGUCAUGUAUAUCUUGCGUUAGCUUGAAGGUACGAUGUGAUGGACAACGAGGGCAAACUUGUAGCAAGUGCAGAACCUCAGGGCGGACAUGUGUAUAUCGGAACACAAAGGAAGAUUCAAUCCCUGACCAGCGAGUCCAAGAUCCCGAAGAAUCCUUCGUUGCUCAAGACUUGCCACUUGAUGUUCUGGCUGCAGCGUCUGAGUCCCAUCUUCUAGCUUCGGUUGAGCCGGGAUAUCAUAAUAUCAACACCAAUAUCCAAAAUCCGAUUUCAUUAUCAAUAACUGCCGAUACUUUCCCAUCAGUUCCAGUCGGAUCCCUUUUUGAAUUCCCCAUGGACCCCUCUGAAAGCUUCUUUGGGUGGGAUAUGGACGAAUCUGAGCUAGACACUCUCAACAUACCGCCUCUUGGUUUUAUUCCGACCGGUGACGUCCAACCUGGUACUUAUACAGCAUCCGGGGCACCAGAAAUCCGUGAAUUAAGUUCCAUGGAGCCAUCAGAAUUAAUUCGAGAUGCUCAGCCACCUGAUACGCCAUGGCCUCAUGUAUUUCGACCCAGCCAGCAAGACAAUCAACUCGACCUGCCUCCUCCUGUCAAUCAAAAAGCUCGAUUAGGUCUUCAAGGCCCAGUUAUUGAUGGAAUUGAGUACUCCACUCGCCAGGAAAUCAUUUCACUUAUUCACACCGCUCAUCGACCACAAUGGCCUUUAGUCGAUCUUUCCUUCUUUCCUUCAAACGAAACGCUGACCUCCUGUGUGAAUCUUUAUUUCCGCCAUUUCCACGAAACCCUCCCCAUAAUCCGCCGCUCUACCUUCCGCAAAACCGACGCACCACCAAUCCUCCUCCUCACAAUGGCAGCUAUCGGCGCAGUGUACUCACACGAUGGUUUAAGCGGGCUUGCAAUUGCCUUAAACGAGCUAGCACGUCGAGUGAUUUCACAUGUCCGCGAGAGCGACCAACGGGCAAUGUUUGAUAGGGUUUUCAUUCAAGCACUGCUCCUCCAAUCUGUCUUUGGGCUGUUUUGUGGCUCUAGAAUGCUUUAUCAACAUGCAGAGAUAAGUCGGGCUAGUCUUGUUACUGCAGCUAGGAGGAUGCACCUUCUGCGACCGAGUUUGUCGUAUGUUAAAGAACUCGAGAAACGGAAUACGUCGCCGAGUGCAGACGAGCUUCAGCGGGCGUACGCGGAUGAUGAUCGGCGGCGGAAUUUAGGUUGGGGGAUAUACCUCUAUGAUAUGCAGAUAUCCUCCCUUCUGAAUAUCGCACCUCUUCUCUCUAUCAGCGAGAUCAAUGUUCCUCUCCCAAUCGACGAGGAGACGUGGAAUGGAUCUAAUCCGGGCGAGAGAGUGAGUCCAGAGCACGUUCUGCAACAAUCGCCGAGCUUUCGAACAGUGCUGGAUUCAUUGCUCUCUACGGAGAAGUUGCCAGGGCCCUUGAGCUCGUUCGGGCAUUGUAUCGUGGCACAUACUCUAUAUAGGCAUCGGCUAAUGAAUGACAGGCUUUGUACCGAUGCCUCUGCAUUUGAUACCAUAUUUUCGAGACCAGCAAUGCCAUCGGAUACGUUGUACCGACUAGCAUUCCCAUCUACAUUUAAACAUAACCCCCAACAACUCCUCGACCAGUUAUCAGUCUACUGCCACGGGCUAUCUCACAUGCCAAACUCAUUGAUCGUCAGCGUCUCUGCUCUAUCACACCUCGGUCAUAUGCAAUUCACCUGGCCCGCAUUCUUGAACAAUAUCAAAGUCGCUGCCGGAAAGUCUGGGACUGAGGAGAGCAAAGCGGACGCUAGAAGCUGGCUACGAGCUCGUAUUGCGGAGGAUCCUUUGGGGUCUGAUUUUGACGACAUUCACGAGUGGGUGAAAAGCGGAGGGCCGGUGUGUUUCCAAGGACUAGGGGAUUUAUCUGAUCUUACAAGCUCUAAGAUACUAUCAAUUUUUAGUGAACGACUGGAGAAUAUGCCGUGGGGUUUGUCGCGGCGGUUUAAACAUGUCCUAAUGAUGUUGGAGCGGGAGUAA
This is a messenger RNA of Talaromyces proteolyticus, 2292 nucleotides long. RefSeq names its product fungal-specific transcription factor domain-containing protein. The record is from RefSeq and is a predicted model, not a curated record. Gene Ontology annotation, molecular function: RNA polymerase II cis-regulatory region sequence-specific DNA binding; zinc ion binding; DNA-binding transcription factor activity, RNA polymerase II-specific. Gene Ontology annotation, cellular component: chromatin. NCBI's taxonomy places the organism in Eukaryota, Fungi, Ascomycota, Eurotiomycetes, Eurotiales, Trichocomaceae. The coding region runs from base 1 to 2292 and encodes 763 amino acids. The transcript is spliced from 11 exons. Gene Ontology annotation, biological process: regulation of transcription by RNA polymerase II; DNA-templated transcription.